Messenger RNA from Nicrophorus vespilloides, 1043 nucleotides. Its product is annotated as venom acid phosphatase Acph-1-like. Gene Ontology annotation, molecular function: phosphatase activity. The transcript is spliced from 7 exons. Gene Ontology annotation, biological process: dephosphorylation. The coding region runs from base 33 to 1043 and encodes 336 amino acids. Lineage: Eukaryota; Metazoa; Arthropoda; Insecta; Coleoptera; Silphidae. The record is from RefSeq and is a predicted model, not a curated record.
AUUUACUUCAAGCUAUAUUUUUCAUUAGUCUUAUGCCUUUACAUUACUGCCAAAAAGCUGAAGAUACUUUGAUAUUAGCCCAUGUGAUGACAAGACAUGGACAUAGGACUACGGAUAUGGAUUUUAUGUUUCCAACUUAUACAUUUAACGAAUCAUCAUUUUAUCCCUAUGGACCUGGAGAAUUAACUUUGAAAGGUAAAAAGGAAAUGGUAAAAGUUGGAAAGGCUUUAAGGGAAAGGUACUGCGAUUUUCUGGGCGCUUGUUAUCAGGAUGGAUUAGUAGAAGCUGUUUCUUCAGAAUAUAAAAGGACAAUGAUGAGUAUACAGUCAGUCCUAGCUGGACUAUUUAUACCAUCCAAUGAUUGUGAACUAAAAGGAAACUUGAGUUGGCAACCAGUGCCAUUUAAAUAUAUUCCAAAAUUUAAGGACAAAUUUACAGCUGUGCAUAAAAGUUGUCCAAAGGUAUUAGAGGUUCAAGCGAAGAUGGACGAUGAUGAAAAGGAUUUAUAUAAAUAUAUAUCAAAACAUACAGGGUUAAAUGUAACUACCUCAUUUCAUACAUUUUUCUUAUAUUGGAGUUUAGAAAAUUUGAACGACCUAGGUUUUGAAGUACCUAAAUGGAGUAUCCCCAUAUGGAAACAGCUUCAAGAGAAACAUAGUACACAAUUCUACAUUGAUCUUAUUGAACAAAAUUUGAAGAUGUUGACAGGUUCGCUCAUGGUUAAAAUCCACGAAGACUCUCAAAAGAAAAUUAAAAAUAUGUUUAAACCUAAAAUGGUUAUAUAUUCCGGCCAUGAUAUUAAUAUUGUUGGACUCUUGGGUGCAUGCGGAAUAUUUAAACGAGAUGUAGUAAAUUUUGGAAGUUACGUGAUAAUAGAACUUCAUAAAAUAGAAGCUAAUUAUUAUGUAAAAGUAAUCUACGAGAAUUAUAAAUUCAAUAAACCUGAAGUCAUGGUAUUGCCCAAAUGUUCGGAAUUUUGUGAAUUCGAAAAAUUUGUUGCAAUUACCAAGAAGGUAUACCCAAACGAGAAUUGGUGUUCAUAA